Molecule: messenger RNA, 1365 nt
Organism: Penicillium cosmopolitanum
Lineage: Eukaryota; Fungi; Ascomycota; Eurotiomycetes; Eurotiales; Aspergillaceae
Product: glycoside hydrolase family 47 protein
Exons: 2
Coding region: 1-1365 (454 amino acids)
Biological process (GO): N-glycan processing; carbohydrate metabolic process
Cellular component (GO): Golgi membrane; endoplasmic reticulum
Molecular function (GO): mannosyl-oligosaccharide 1,2-alpha-mannosidase activity; calcium ion binding
Source: RefSeq, a predicted model, not a curated record
AUGUUCAUCCGAAAAGGCCACAUGUCAUCGAACUUGUUCCUUUUCCUCCUGGUAAGUAUCAACUUCCCGAAUUCGAUAUUGGGUGUGGAGAAAAUUCAUGAAACCCACCGUGGAGGCAUAAUUGCCACGAAAACAAGCGAAAGUGCUAUCAGACCUGUUCAAACCUGUCCAGUCUCCUUGAUCCUUCUUCCGAAAGGCAAACCAAGAUCCAUUCCACAGAUCCAACACCACUUCAAUCGUGAAACCCAAUCCGAUGGAUUUGAGAGAACCAAGAGGCAGCGAGCCGUGAGAAACGCAUUCCAACAUAGCUGGAAUGGGUAUAAAACCUACGCCUGGCUGCGAGAUGAAUUAAAACCAGCCAGUGGCGGCUAUAAAAGCUCCCUUGGGGGGUGGGCAGUUACUUUGAUUGACUCCCUUGAUACACUACUCAUCAUGGAUUUGGAUAAGGAGUUUGAAGCCGCACUUGAGGCAGUUCAUUAUAUCGACUUUUCCACUCCCAAACUAGCAACUGUUCAUAUCUUUGAGACGACAAUCCGGCAUCUGGGAGGCUUGAUUAGUGCAUAUGACCUGACCGAGGUAGACUCUUCAACAUUACCCAGUGAAAAUACGCUACUUGCUGAGAUAGGCUCACUGAGCCUAGAGUUCACUCGGCUUUCUCAAAUUACAGGAGAUCCCAAAUAUUUUGAUGCUGUUCAACGAAUCACAGACAACCUACAUCACGCACAAAAUCAGACUAGGCUACCCGGUCUGUGGCCGCUCUCAUUUGACGCCCGUUCAUUACGCUUCUCAGACGACCACUUCACAGUAGGUGGUAUGGCUGACUCUACUUACGAGUACCUCGUCAAAGAGUAUCUACUCCUUGGAGCGCAAUCAGACCAAUAUCGUGAAAUGUAUAUCUCCGCGAUAGAAGGGAUGAAGAAACACCUACUGUUCCAUGGCAUGACGAAAGGGAAAGAGGAUAUAUUGUUCGCUGGAAAUAUCGAAUUUGAUUCAGAGGGUCGAGAAGUUUUUGAGUAUCAAACUGAACAUCUGAAGUGCUUCCUCGGGGGUAUGGUAGCGCUUGGCUCCCGGGCAUUUGGACGCUCAGAUGACUUGCCCAUUGCACAUAAAUUGGUGAAUGGGUGUGUCUGGGCAUAUGAUCUCAUGCCGACCGGAAUUAUGCCGGAGACCUUAUACAUCAGUGGCUGUAGGAAUUCCGACCGUUGUGCAUGGAAGGAAGAAAAGUGGUUUCGUGAUAUUUUUGGAUGGCCAGAGGGAGCACAACUGCCUACAAAUUUACGUGAGGCAACACGACUUAUUAUUCAACAUCAUAGCCUACAGCCGCCAAUACUGGAAGUCGCCAAUCCAAAAUACCGUCUGAGGUAA